This is a messenger RNA of Protopolystoma xenopodis, 675 nucleotides long. The record is from the annotation of a GenBank genome assembly. NCBI's taxonomy places the organism in Eukaryota, Metazoa, Platyhelminthes, Monogenea, Polystomatidea, Polystomatidae.
AUGCACUUCGAAGACAAGCUUGCUUCGGUAUCCGGCAUAGUCAAUUUAGGCAUCUUUUCAAUCACACGAAAACGUGACUCGACCAGUCUGCCGGGCCACAAAAGUGAUCGCCUCCAAGGCCUAGACGGACUCUUGACCAGCGCCACACACGCGAUGGCUUCGUCCACGUCGCCCGGCUCGAAGCCCAGCCUGGCGGGAUCGGAGCAGGCGGGACUCGGUCUCGUCUCGGAGCCGCCAGACGGACGAGACAGCCUGUUUACGGGGCAGGAGGGGAUCAAAAUCACAACCACCAGCACUGCCAAUCAGCUGUCUGCCUCGAGUCUGAGCUCCUGGAGCAAUCCGGUCUAUUUGUGUGGCCCGUCGGAGCAUGCCAAUUUUACCCAACGUCAGAGUCCUCACAUGCACCAAAGCAGCGAAGCGCUGCAUCCGGCACCUGCAAAGGACCGAUCUCAGGCCCAAGAUGGCCUGCAGAAGGUGAUGCUCACCUCAUCAUACCAAGACAUCAACAGUUUGGCGCCCCCGGAGCUGCAAAAUGCCAACUCGCAUCUGCCUCCGAUCGGCGGCCGGCCGAUCAGGCCCGAUUCACCCGCGCUCAACGCUUUGUAUCCAGUUCAGACGAGCGAAAAUGACAGGCCCUAUCUCUACAGUAAGUUCCUGCGCUAUUCUUGGCCUUGA